AUGAGCACAGAUGAGGAGUGGCUACAGAUUACGACACUACCAUAUCUAGUGACUUCGAUAGGCCCGGUGGCGAGCUGGUCGGUGGAUGACUAUGUAGCGGUCGCUACUGAGAAGGUGGUCUAUGUAUUGGAUGCUACGGCUUUCUUAGAAGGGACGACUCGAUCAGCACUAGCGGCUGCAGGGGUGACUGGUCCGGUACGACUCUUGAAAGGACAAAUAACUCCUUCAAGGCAGAUUACUGGUGGGGAAUUUCAAGCUAAGAGAUUAAAAUUGGAAAAUGGGGAGGAGGAGUUCCAUGCUGCAAAGUUGUUAUCUCGUCGAAGAGGCUCCGACAAGGAAGUGAAGUUGAAGGCUAUGGCGUUGCUGGAAGGAGGCAUUAAGGCGGCGACCAAUAGGUCUAGGGACCAUCCUGAGCCGGUGAAGAGGGUAUCUACAGCAGGAGGACAGAGCAAGAGGAAGAAGAAAACUGAUAAGAAGUCAACGAAUAGUAGGAAGAAGUCUGCGUCUACGAAGAGGAAUGCCCAGCAGCCGAAAAGCAAAGCCAAGAAGAGGCGUAGUAUUGUGAGGAGUGAUUCGGAGUCUGAGGAGGAUGAUGAUGAUGAUUCUGAUUUCCACAUGGAAUCAGAACCUGAAUCGUCAUCCUCUGAUGAUGAUGAUGCCAGUGGAUUGGUACCAGAAAACUCGGAAGCCGAUGACUUGAGUCCCUCUCGUCCCCAUCAGAGAGGCUCUACGGGGAGCAACAGUAGUGCCCCUGGUAUACCCCUGGGGGCCUCCAAUCUACUCGGUCAGUGUGGAGGACCUGCUGGGGUUCAGGACUUGUGGGUUGGCGAUGUUCAACGUGUUGCGGGCGAGAACUCGUCUACCCAAGCGGAUAUCCUCACCCUAUUACAACAGCAUUACUCUGUGAUGAGUACCAGCCCCAAGUCGGUACACUGGUCCCCUGGCUAUGCAUGUGGUCAGGGUCCGGAUUGUCCAGCAUUGGCAGACCUGAAUCCAUCGGAGGCAUGGGCAGCCCCACCCUCGAAAACGCCACCACUGAUAACUAUAGAACCGGACGGGCAAUGUGGUCAGCCAAUUGAACUAGGUCCUCGGCCACUUCCCCUCACCGUAGUGUAUCCAUCGUUUUCCCAAUCCCCCAUCGCCAGUUCCCGUACAGAUGCUGUUGUAACGUGGGCUCCUAGGAAGAUAGGGCCAACCAGUUCGGCUUUUAUCGUUUGUCAUGGUACUCUGGCUCUGUUCUGGGACAUUGCUCCUGAGGCAUCAAGGUUGGUGAUCCUCUUGGAAUAUAUGUUUGCUCAGGAGUUCUCUCACUGGUUAUAG
Perkinsus marinus ATCC 50983 is the source of this 1320-nucleotide messenger RNA. RefSeq lists its product as hypothetical. The record is from RefSeq and is a predicted model, not a curated record. NCBI's taxonomy places the organism in Eukaryota, Perkinsozoa, Perkinsida, Perkinsidae. The transcript is spliced from 9 exons. The coding region runs from base 1 to 1320 and encodes 439 amino acids.